GCACUACAAAUAGUAGAGCAGGGAGGAGAAGUGAACGGCCAUAAUCAGGGAUCCAGUUUUUGACCGAAACAACGACUUCUAUAGCAUAUAAUCUUCGUCUGUCUUAUCCCAUAUAUCAUUCGCAUAUUUGUGGACUCCAUAAGGCUAGCUUUCUUUGGACAUUGAGAAUGGGAAGUAACUGUGAAACAAAAUAUGCGGCUUACACCUACGAGAAUCUUGAGAGGGAGCCCUACUGGCCUUCGGAGAACCUCCGAAUUUCAAUUACUGGAGCUGGUGGAUUUAUUGCAUCACAUAUUGCCAGGCGUUUGAAGAGUGAGGGCCAUUACAUCAUAGCUUCUGACUGGAAGAAAAAUGAGCACAUGACAGAAGACAUGUUCUGUGAUGAAUUCCACCUCGUUGAUCUCAGGGUUAUGGACAACUGUCUUAAAGUCACUAAAGGAGUUGAUCAUGUCUUCAAUCUAGCAGCAGAUAUGGGAGGCAUGGGCUUCAUACAAUCCAACCACUCAGUCAUCAUGUAUAACAACACAAUGAUCAGUUUUAAUAUGAUUGAAGCCGCAAGGAUCAAUGGGGUCAGAAGGUUCUUUUAUGCAUCCAGUGCUUGCAUCUAUCCUGAAUUCAAACAAUUGGACACUAAUGUCAGCCUGAAAGAGUCUGAUGCUUGGCCAGCUGAGCCCCAAGACGCUUAUGGCUUAGAGAAGUUGGCAACUGAAGAAAUUUGUAAGCACUACAACAAGGACUUUGGAAUUGAGUGCCGGAUUGGAAGGUUCCAUAACAUUUAUGGUCCAUUUGGGACAUGGAAAGGUGGGAGGGAAAAAGCACCAGCUGCAUUUUGUAGGAAGGCCAUUACCUCCACUGACAAGUUUGAGAUGUGGGGAGAUGGGCUACAAACUCGAUCUUUUACCUUCAUUGAUGAAUGUGUUGAAGGUGUUUUGAGAUUGACGAAAUCAGACUUCCGAGAGCCGGUAAAUAUUGGAAGCGAUGAGAUGGUGAGCAUGAAUGAGAUGGCUGAGAUGGUACUGAGUUCAUUCCGAGAGCCGGUAAAAAUGUGUGCUGCCUCCGUUGUUCAUUUCUCGAGGAAACAUUUCUUCAGUAAUUCAGUCCCUAGUCUUUACCUCUCAUGAUAUCCAUUCUGGUUUUCUGCCAUUUCUACCAUGGUUUGUUAAGGCCCCAGUUUUCUUAAUUGUUUUUCCAUUCUGCUAUCUCCUCAUUGGCUCUCAUUUCUUAUUAGUGGUUUACUGCUUCUUUAUUCAUCUCGUUAUUGUUAUCCAAUUUAUUAUGGCGGGACAAAUACACAAGAA
Molecule: messenger RNA, 1298 nt
Organism: Coffea arabica (coffee)
Lineage: Eukaryota; Viridiplantae; Streptophyta; Magnoliopsida; Gentianales; Rubiaceae
Source: RefSeq, a predicted model, not a curated record